Molecule: messenger RNA, 4781 nt
Organism: Danio aesculapii
Lineage: Eukaryota; Metazoa; Chordata; Actinopteri; Cypriniformes; Danionidae
Gene: abcb6a
Product: ATP-binding cassette, sub-family B (MDR/TAP), member 6a
Exons: 19
Coding region: 38-2596 (852 amino acids)
Biological process (GO): transmembrane transport; heme transport
Cellular component (GO): membrane
Molecular function (GO): ATP binding; ATP hydrolysis activity; ABC-type heme transporter activity
Source: RefSeq, a predicted model, not a curated record
CUCUUUGUGUGGAUCCCCUAUCAUCAUCAUCAUCAUUAUGGUGGAAAUGAAGAGUUACUGUGAAGCUGGCAUCUCCAUGCAGCAGGUCUGGGUGGAGGGCGGCCUGACUCUGUGUUUCUACUUCACCCUGGUCCCCUCUGUCCUCCUCACCCUCCUCUUCCUCUUCGGCACACUGCUGUGUAUUUGGUACAGCCGCUAUGGCACAGAUAUGGAGCCUAAAUUCGUCCCCCGCUCUGGAUUGUACCGGCUGCAGGUGGGCCUGUCGGUGCUGCUGGUCUUGCAGGCUCUGGGCUGGAUGGUGUUUCGGCUGAGCUGGAACGCAGAGCUCCCAGGAUAUGUGGUUUUGUACGGAUGCCUCUCCAUGCUGGGCUGGAUGUGGGCUGUAGUUCUGCUACGUCUGGAGAGAAGGAAGGUUCUGGUGCAGGACAGAACCAGAGGACACAGCACUGUACUGCUUCUUUACUGGGCUGUAGCUUUCGCAGCUGAUAAUCUGGCGUUUGUGUCGUGGAUGAGCACUCAGUGGUGGUGGAGUCUGGAGACGUCUGAGCAACAGAUGGAGUUUGCGUUCUGGCUGGUGAGAUACUUCGGCUCAGGUUUGCUGUUCCUGUUAGGCCUCAAAGCUCCAGGUUUGCCCCGCCGGCCGUACAUGCUUCUGGUCAAUGAAGACGAGCGAGACGUGGAGCACGGAGCACCACUGUUGGGUAAUUCUGAUGAGGAUCAGUCUACAUGGAAAGACUUUGGCAAGAAGGUGCGUUUGUUGGUACCGUACAUGUGGCCUAAAGGAAGUGUUCUGCUCCAGCUGCUGGUUCUGAUGUGCCUCGGGAUGCUGGGAAUCGAGCGUGCCAUCAAUGUGUUUGUGCCCAUCUACUACAAAAACAUAGUGAACCAGCUGACAGACGGGAGCUCCUGGAAGACUCUGGCGAUGACAGUGUGUGUUUACUGUCUCCUGAAGUUCCUGCAGGGAGGUGGAGCUGGCGCGUCCGGGUUUGUGAGUAACUUGCGCUCGUUCCUGUGGAUUCGCGUGCAGCAGUACACUAACCGUGUGGUGCAGGUGCGUCUCUUUGCUCAUCUGCACGCUCUGUCUCUGCGAUGGCAUCUGGGCCGCCGGACAGGAGACGUCUUGAGGAGCAUCGACAGAGGAACAUCCUCCAUCAACAGCCUGCUCAGCUACAUCGUGUUCAGCAUCUUCCCAACCAUCGCUGACAUUGUCAUCGCCAUCGUCUAUUUCAUAUCCAAUUUCAAUGCCUGGUUCGGCCUUAUCGUCUUUGUAUGCAUGGCUCUCUACCUCACUCUCACCAUCUUUAUCACUGAAUGGAGAACCAAAUACAGGCGCGAUAUGAACACACAAGAUAACAACGCCAAAUCCAAAGCUGUGGACUCUUUAUUGAACUUUGAGACGGUGAAAUAUUACAAUGCAGAAAGUUACGAAGUCAGCCGCUUUGAGGACGCCAUCCUGAAAUACCAGGUAUCGGAGUGGAAAACCAAUGCAUCUCUGGCACUCUUAAAUCAAACGCAGAACCUCAUCAUUGGUUUGGGUUUGCUGACUGGAUCUUUGCUUUGUGCGUAUUUUGUGACUGAGGGAAAAUUUCAGGUUGGAGAUUAUGUGCUGUUUGGAACAUACAUCAUCCAGCUCUACACUCCUCUCAACUGGUUUGGAACUUACUACCGAAUGAUCCAGAACUCCUUCAUCGAUAUGGAAAGCAUGUUCAAGCUCUUCACCGAGGAAGAAGAGGUGAAGGAUGAAGUCAACGCAGGAAACCUUUACUACAGACAGGGGAAAGUAGAGUUUGAGAACGUUUUCUUCAGCUAUACACAAGGCAGCAAGGAGAUUCUGAAAGAUGUCUCUUUUACCGUUCUCCCAGGGCAGACAGUCGCUCUUGUCGGACAGUCUGGAUCAGGAAAAAGCACCAUCAUCCGUCUGCUCUUCCGCUUUUAUGAUGUUCAAGGCGGGUGUAUAAAGAUCGAUGGCCAAGACAUCUCAAAGGUGAAGCAGUCGUCUCUGCGCGCUCACAUCGGUGUUGUCCCUCAGGACACGGUCCUGUUUAAUGACAACAUUCGAGACAAUAUCCGCUACGGUCGAGUCACGGCCACUGACCAAGAAGUGGAGGAAGCUGCAAUCGCUGCCGACAUCCAUGACAAAAUCAUAGGCUUUCCAGAUGGCUAUGAGACUCAGGUGGGUGAGAGAGGGCUGAAGCUAAGUGGAGGAGAGAAGCAGAGAGUCGCCAUCGCUCGCACCAUCCUUAAAGCACCGCAAAUCAUCCUCCUGGAUGAGGCCACAUCUGCUCUAGACACUCAGACUGAGCGAAACAUUCAGGCCUCGCUGGCUAAAGUCUGCGCCAACAGAACCACAGUUGUUGUGGCACACAGAUUGUCAACUAUCAUCGGAGCUGACGUGAUUCUUGUUCUUCGUGAUGGCCAGAUUGUGGAGAGAGGAAGGCAUGAAGAGCUGUUGGCAAAGGAUGGCCUUUACUCUGACAUGUGGCAGAAACAGCAGCAGGUGCAGGAUUCAGACUCUGCCUCUGACUCGGAGACUAAAGACAGAAAAUCGGAGAAACUACAGCCACAGACAUCCACUACAGGACAUAGGGGACACUAGACAUAAGGGAAUCGCAAUAAACGCUGGUAUUAUGUGCAUUUUAAGCUCAAAUAGUGUUGUUUAGGCUUAUUAUAAUUUUGAUUAAUAGAUUUUUUUUGUUUGUUGCCAGUUCUUAAAGGGAUAGUUCACCCAAACAAAAAAAUCUGUCAUUAUUUACUUAAACUUCACGUCUCCAAACCUGUCUGAGUUUCUUUUCUGUUGAACGCAAAAGAAGAUAUUUUGAAAAAUGUUAGAAACCGUAACCAUUGACUUCCAUUGAAUUAGUCUUUUCUACUAUAGAAGUCAAUGGUUACAGAUUUCUAACAUUGUUUAAAAUAACUUCUUUUGGAUUCAACAGAAGAAAGAAAGUCAAACAGGUUUGAAACCACUUGAGGGUGAGUAAAUUCUCAUUUUUGGGUGAUUUUAGGGUUUUUACUUUUCUGUAAAGGGAUAGUUUACAUUAUCACAAUUAAUCCAUAGCCUCAGCAAACGGUCAUUUCUAAUGUCAUUUUUCAUAAUUUAUUUCAAAGGGAGAGUUAAGUAACUACAAGUUAUCAUUUUUUGUGCGUACUAUCCCUUUAAUUGUGUAAAGCUUUAUUUAUACACUGCAAAAAACAUGCUUUUUUGUCUUGUUUCUAGUCCAAAUAUCUAAAAAUUCUUAAAUCAAAAGUCAUUUUUGGACGAACAAUAAAUAUUGUCUUGUUUUAAGAAAUAAUACGUCAAAAAUAAGUGAGUUUUUUCCUUAAAACAAGCUUAAUUAUCUGCCAGUGGGGUAAGCAAAAUAAUCAUGACUUUUAUUUUGACCAAUGGGCUCAAACUCAAUUGCUGGAGGGCCACAGCUCUGCAUAGUUUAGCUUCAAACACCUCUAACUCACACCUGCUUAAUAGUCUAUAGCAGUCUUGAACACCUUGAUUAGUCGGAGCAGCUGUGUUUGAUCAGGGUUGGAGCAAAACUGUGCAGAGCUGCAGACUUUCAGGAAUCCAGUUUGAGAGCUAUGAUAUUGACAUAAGAUCAUUUUGCUUAGCCCCUUGGCAGAUUAUUAAGCUUGUUUUAAGGAAAAACUUGCUUCACUUUGAUGUAUUAUUUCCGAAAACAAGACAAUACUUUUGCUUGUCUAGAAAAUGCUUACAAUGUUUUAAAUAUUUGGAUUAAAACCAAGAUGACAAGACUAAGUAAGAAAAGCAUGUUUGCAGUCUAAGUAUAACAUAUUGAAGUCAUUUUAACAUAUUAAGUCUUUCUACUCAUGUAUAUAACAUUAUAAAUUCACUUUGCGGAAAAUGAGUGGAAGGACUUCAUUUGUUAUAAUGACUUCAAUCUGUUAUGAGAGGAUCACAUGAUGUGUAAAUCCCUCCAUUGCUGUAUGUUUAAGACAAUACAUUGCUGACACUUUAGAAGGAUGAAUGUACAGUGCUAUUGUCUAUUUAAAUUCACUUUUUAGGUGAUUUAAGUUGCACUGAUGCUCCUGAUAUGCUUAAGGAAGUUCUGAAAACUGAUUGUAAAUGUAAAUACUUCUUACAACGAAAAACAAUUGUAAUAUAUAUUAUAAUGGCCUGAUUUGAUUUUUAAAUUGACUUAUUUUUUCUGGUGCAGCUAAAUAAGAGUAAAUACAAUACUAUGGAGGCUACGUUUAGGACUUGAGUUAUAAGCAGAAGGGGAAAAACAUUUUCAAUCAGUAUAAUUACUAAGAUUUGUGCUCAUAUUUGUCUGACUGUUUAUUUUCUUAACCAUUUGUGUAUUUAAAGAUCAUAUGCUGUGUGGCUGGAGUGGUUUUCAUUGCUUAGGUGCAAUAAAUAUAUUGUUCUUCAUCAUCCGUUGAUUUAUAAAGGGGGAAAACGCUUUACUGACACUGAACUCAGGGGAUAAGGUUGAAAUGAGCCACUGGGAUGAGUUUUUAAGUCCAUGUAUGUCGGUUUCUAUGAAAUGAAGCUUUCUGGUAGCUUUUUAAAGUAUGAAGUGGUCUCAGAAUUUGCCUUGGGUAAAACAAUACUCGAUAAAGAAUGGCUGAAGUCUGGUAAGGUUUAUUUUAUUGUACAGUUAAGCAACAGAAGGAAUUACAUUUCUAUUAGCAAUGGAUGUAAUUGUAUUUCUGUUAUUAUUGAUCGCAUAGAUUCUGUAUUCUUUGCAUAGAUUUUUGUACAUUAAAAUGCCACAUGUGUUCUGCCUUCAUAUUUUGUAUGUAUUUUAAAUAAAUUGGUGAAAGAGUCU